CGCGAAUAGUCUUUCAAGUAAAUUGUUCUUGGACGACUUGACUUGGUAAAAAGCCGGAGAAAAAACGCCCCUCGAUUGGUGUUUCUAGCAGUUGCGUGCCAAGCGCCGUCACUGCGGCCGUCUCUCCUGGCGGCUCGACAUAUCAUGGGUCUGAAUCAGACUUGAAACGCCUGCUCUAGGAUGCCAUGAUUAGAAGAGAUACAAGAAAAGAGAUGGUGAAGCUGCCGGUUCUGCGAUCAGAGGUAGUGUUGCUCGUCUUCUUGUUUGUGAUCGUGGUCGAGUGGUUGGGAUUCAGCAUGUCUGCGGUCACGGUCCAGGGGUUGGGAUUCCGGUGCGCCACCGCCGGAACCUGCACGGCUCUGGUGGGUUACAGACCUCUGAAUGCGACCACACUCCAGGAGAUCUCGUCCCGGUUUCAAAUAGAUUCGUUCACUGACCUCCUUCCGCGUAACUCCCUCGCUUCGACCACGCCCCAAACCCACGCGGUCUCCGCCCAACAGACGAUCAAGGUCCCCAUCACCUGCCGAUGUCAGGACGGCAUCGGCACCUCCGACAAGAGCCCCGUGUACAUCGUCAAGCCAGGCGAUACUCUCGACUAUAUUGCUACCAGCGUCUUCUCGAGGCUCGUCGAUGCCAAGUCCCUCGCGGCCGUCAGCGGCAGCAGCGAUCCCUCCAAGACGAAUACGGGCCAGGUGUUGCGGAUUCCGUUGCCCUGCAGCUGCGACCGCGUCGAUGGCUCUCCGGUGACGCAUUAUGCACUCGUCGUGGAGAAGAACGACACUCUGAGGAGAAUCGCCGCCGAGUACAACGUCACUAUGACCCAAUUGGAGAAGCUCAACAACGUAAGCAACACCGCCUCUGUCCUCGCCGGACAGGUCCUCGAUGUUCCCCUUCCUUCACAAGAUACCAACUCGACAAUUACCAACGGGACCUCCUCGACUGGUGCAGGGAAGAAAGCCUCACAGCUCAUAAUCAUCUUACCGAGUACCUUAGUUGCGGUUCUGUGUGCGGUUGUAGGGACUUACUGUUUCUGGAGGUGGAGAAGGAAACAAUCAGCUGCUCAAGAAAGAUAUCACUCUGAGACGAUUUAUCUUGGAAAAGGAGCAAAUGAAAGUGAUGAUCCUGAGUUGCCACUGUUUAAGCUAGGAGUUAUCAUGGAAAUAACCAACAACUUUUCUGAAUCAAACAAGCUUGGACAAGGGGGCUUUGGUCCUGUUUAUAAAGGUACACUACCAGGGGAGCAGGAUGUGGCAGUGAAGAGGCUAUCUCAGGGCUCAAAACAAGGCUAUGAGGAAUUUAUGAAUGAAGUCAAGUUAAUAGCCAAGCUUCAGCAUAAAAAUCUGGUUCAGCUUUUAGGGUGCUGCGUUGAAAGAGAAGAGAGGAUAUUGAUCUAUGAAUACAUGCCCAACAAAAGCUUGGACAAAUUUCUUUUUGAUCCAACUCUGAGCACGCAGUUGGUUUGGGAGAAACGCUUUGAGAUCAUGGUUGGGAUUGCUCGGGGACUUCAAUAUCUCCACCAAGAAUCACGCCUCAAAGUGAUACACAGGGACCUCAAAACCGGCAACAUUCUGCUUGAUGGUGCUUUGAACCCAAAAAUUUCAGACUUUGGCCUAGCCAGAGCAUUUUCUGGUGACCACACUCAAGUGAAUACCCACAGAGUAGUGGGGACCUUUGGGUACAUGCCUCCAGAAUAUGCCAUGGAAGGUCGCUACUCCACCAAAUCUGAUGUCUUCAGCUUUGGGGUCAUAGUUCUGGAGAUAGUGAGUGGGCAGAAGAUGACAACCUUCCAUAAUGUGGAGUACUCCCUUAAUCUUCUUGGACAUGCAUGGAAACUGUGGAAUGAAGAAAGGGGGGUGGAAUUGCUUGAUCCAAUACUAGACAAUUUGUGCCACAUAGAUCAGUUGAUGAAGUGCAUCAACGUGGGUCUUCUCUGUGUUCAAACAGAUGCAGCAGACCGCCCCACUAUGUCCUCCAUUGUUCUUAUGCUGAGCAGUGAUUUGGCAGUGUUGCCUAAACCGAAACAGCCAGCCUAUUCUUACCGAGGCAAACUUUUGGAAGCGAGUUCAUCUUCCAUAGAAAGCGAUCCUAAGACAUACACAGGCAGUGAACUGACAGUAACAGUGUUGGAAGCUCGAUAAACUUGUGAACACAACUCUCCUAUACAUUUCACCUCAUUCUUUAGAACGGAGUAGACCAAUAAAACUGCGACCAGCCACUUGAGCAAAUACGGAAGAUAGGUGCUUGAUGUAACUUUGGUUGAAAUUACUUUGUUCACCCUUCAGCUUGUAUAGAGUCGGAUUGUAGAAGCAUUUAUUCACAGGAAAAAGGGCUCGACCAUGGAGGUUCGUUAUGCUGGGAAGCAGGAAAAAAUGAGGCAAAUAGAUGGAAGAGCGCGCACUGAGGACCUUCACCUUCGAUGAUCUGGACUUGAAAGGCAUUUGCUGUAAUUCUUCGUUAACUGUUUAUAGUACAGCUUUCGCCUUUGUUCCAAUUUUCAUGGAGGUGGCACUAAUUUUUUUGGUUUUCUUUAGUGGCUGAUUUAGAUGUACUGUAUUUGUUUCUACAACCGGGAGAAAUGGAGAAUCCCCUCACUGUUGUCCUUUUUUA
Molecule: messenger RNA, 2607 nt
Organism: Nymphaea colorata (pocket water lily)
Lineage: Eukaryota; Viridiplantae; Streptophyta; Magnoliopsida; Nymphaeales; Nymphaeaceae
Product: G-type lectin S-receptor-like serine/threonine-protein kinase At4g03230
Exons: 7
Coding region: 186-2138 (650 amino acids)
Biological process (GO): protein phosphorylation
Molecular function (GO): ATP binding; protein serine/threonine kinase activity
Source: RefSeq, a predicted model, not a curated record